UUUACCGCUUAGAAAUUCAGCUGGAUUUGAUACAAAUAUUUUCUAUGCUGAGAUUUUUUCAAGGAUACUCAUCUUUUCGGAUCUAUGCGUUGCUGACAUUCGAUGGAAGUAUGUCUUUACCGAACAGAAGGAGCUCUAUUGUGACGUAUGUAGUGCUUGUGUUGCUGGAGUGUUACGGGGAAGCGGUGUGCGGGCAGCUCUCCUAUUCCGUCUCGGAGGAGGUAAACCCAGGGACUUCUGUGGGAAAUAUCGCUAAGGAUCUAAACCUCAAUGUCCAGGAUUUGGAGUCGCGUAUGUUUCAGAUUGUCACCGGGUCCAAGAGAAAGUAUUUCGAGGUAAAUCUGAAGACUGGUGUUCUCUAUGUGAAUGAGAGAAUUGACAGAGAAGAGCUUUGUGUGAAGGCUCAGAAAUGUACAGUCAGUGUAGAGGCCGUUAUAAACAGUCCUUUGAAGCUUUACGGUCUAGAAAUAACAAUUUUAGAUGUUAAUGAUAAUGCUCCGUAUUUUGCUGAAAAGUCACAAAGUAUGGACAUUGCUGAGAGUACAUUACCGGGAGCGAAAUUCUCUCUUUUAGAAGCGUCUGAUGGCGAUGUUGGAAAGAAUACUGUUAGCACAUACAAGCUUAGUCCUAAUGAAUAUUUCUCUCUUGAUAUUCACAGAGGAGAGAGUGUGUCUGCUGAGUUAGUGCUGCAGACAGCUUUAGACCGAGAGAAGCAGCCCGUUAUUCAGCUCACACUGACCGCUAUUGAUGGAGGAAAUCCACCGAGGUCUGGCACGACAGAAAUAAAAAUAAAUGUUUUAGAUAAUAAUGAUAACCGUCCUAUAUUCAGUAGCUCUUUGUAUAAGACUCGUGUUUUCGAGAACGUGCCCAUAGGAACAACAGUAAUACAUGUGAAUGCAAAUGAUAUCGAUGAGGGCACAAACAGUGAAAUAGUGUACUCUCUUAGAACUAAAGGCCAAGAUCAUAUAUUAGAGAGAUUUCAAAUCGAUUCUAAAACGGGAACAAUCACAGUUAAAGACGCGGUUGAUUUUGAGGAAAGUCCUGCUUUUGAGAUUCAUGUGCAGGCGAGUGACAGAGGCCAGCCCCCGAUGGCAGCUCACUGUAAAGUGUUGGUAGAGGUGGUGGACCUCAACGACAAUGCCCCUGAGCUCACUGUGACGUCACUCUUAGACACAGUGAAGGAGAACGCCAAGAUGGGCACUGCUAUUGCUCUCGUGUCCGUCCUCGACAGAGAUGGUGGAAAAAAUGGAGCGGUUCAAUGUGAGGUCAAGAAUAAGGUCCCUUUUAAAUUAGAGACAAACUACAAAAACUAUUAUUCGUUAGUGGUUGAUGGGCCUCUUGACAGAGAAAGCGAUUCUCAGUAUAAUGUUACCGUCAUAGCUACGGAUGAAGGGACCCCGCCUCUCUCCAGCACCAGCGUUAUUACUGUACACGUCUCUGAUGUAAAUGACAACGCUCCUCACUUCUCAGAACCCGUGAUUAAUAUUUACGUUAAAGAGAACGGUCCAGUAGAUGUCAUUAAAACCGUGUCUGCACUUGAUUCUGACGUCAAUGAAAAUGGCCAAGUGACCUACUCAUUAUUAGAGAGUAGCAGCAAAUUACCACCUCUGUCUACAAUGGUUAAUGUAAACUCAGAUACUGGAGAUAUAAUCAGUCUGCAGUCUUUUAACUAUGAGGAGAUCAAAACUUUCCAGUUCAAAGUUCAGGCCACAGACGCUGGUGAUCCUCCACUCAGCAGCAACGUGACUGUGAACGUUUUUAUCCUGGAUGAGAAUGACAACAGUCCUGGGAUUCUCGCACCCUAUUCUGAGCACGGUUCCGUUAACACUGAGAACGUUCCCUAUUCUGCUGAAGCGGGCUACUUUGUGGCCAAGAUCAGGGCUGUAGACGCCGACUCUGGCUACAAUGCGCUGCUUUCUUAUCACAUCUCUGAGCCCAAGGGAACCAACCUCUUCCGAAUCGGAACCAGCACCGGGGAACUGAGGACUAAGAGGAGAAUGAGUGACAAUGACCUGAAAACUCACCCGUUGGUCGUGUUGGUUUCUGAUAACGGAGAACCCUCACUGUCAGCGACUGUAUCUAUUGAUGUAGUGGUGGUUGAAAGUACAGGUGAAACCCAGACUCAAUUCAGAAAUGUGCCGAGAAAGGAGGAGAACUUCUCUGAUCUAAACCUGUAUUUGUUGAUCGCCAUUGCCUCGGUGUCAGUGAUAUUUUUACUGAGCCUCAUCAGUUUAAUAGCUGUAAAAUGCCACAGGACAGAAGACAGUUUCAGAAGGUACAGCGCCCCAAUGAUCACCACACACCCUGACGGAAGCUGGUCUUACUCUAAAUCUACUCAGCAGUAUGACGUGUGUUUCAGCUCAGACACACUGAAGAGUGACGUAGUGGUUUUCCCCGCUCCGUAUCCACCUGCAGAUGCAGAACUGAUCAGUAUUAACGGAAAUGACACGUUUAACAGGACUCAGACAUUACCCAACAAAGAGGAGGUAAGAUAA
This is a messenger RNA of Oncorhynchus gorbuscha (pink salmon), 2495 nucleotides long. RefSeq names its product protocadherin alpha-3-like. Gene Ontology annotation, molecular function: calcium ion binding. Lineage: Eukaryota; Metazoa; Chordata; Actinopteri; Salmoniformes; Salmonidae. The record is from RefSeq and is a predicted model, not a curated record. The coding region runs from base 45 to 2495 and encodes 816 amino acids. Gene Ontology annotation, biological process: homophilic cell-cell adhesion. The transcript has a single exon. Gene Ontology annotation, cellular component: plasma membrane.